AUGAGAAUACGGUCGAACGUGUUGCUCCUUAGCACAGCGGGAGCCUUAGCCUUAGUCUGGUUUGCGGUAGUGUUUUCCUGGGACGACAAGAGUAUUUUUGGAAUCCCCACACCAGGCCAUGCCGUGGCCUCUGCUUACGACAGUUCGGUUACCUUGGGGACUUUCAAUGACAUGGAGGUUGACUCUUAUGUCACCAACAUCUAUGAUAAUGCUCCAGUGCUAGGUUGUUACGAUUUGUCUUAUCAUGGCUUGUUGAAAGUUAGUCCUAAGCAUGAAAUACUUUGCGAUAUGAAAUUUAUAAGAGCCCGAGUCUUGGAGACCGAAGCUUAUGCUGCUUUGAAGGAUUUAGAGCACAAGAAAUUGACUGAAGAAGAAAAAAUUGAGAAACAUUGGUUUACGUUUUAUGGUAGUUCAGUAUUUCUGCCCGACCACGACGUGCAUUACUUGGUUCGACGGGUGGUCUUUUCAGGAGAAGGAAAAGCAAAUAGACCAAUAACGUCUAUUCUGGUUGCUCAAAUAUACGAUAAAAACUGGAACGAACUGAAUGGCCAUUUUCUGAACGUUCUGAAUCCAAAUACUGGAAAGCUCCAGCACCAUGCAUUUCCGCAAGUUCUGCCUAUUGCAGUAAAUUGGGACAGAAAUAGCAAGUAUCGUGGACAGGAAGAUCCUAGAGUUGUUUUGAGAAGGGGUCGUUUUGGUCCUGAUCCUUUGGUGAUGUUCAACACUUUGACGCAAAAUAAUAAACUUAGAAGACUUUUCACUAUCUCUCCAUUUGACCAAUACAAAACAGUCAUGUACAGAACUAACGCCUUUAAGAUGCAGACCACUGAAAAGAAUUGGGUCCCAUUUUUCUUGAAAGACGACCAGGAAUCUGUCCAUUUUGUUUACUCGUUCAAUCCUCUGAGAGUACUCAACUGCAGUCUUGAUAACGGUGCAUGUGAUGUUCUAUUUGAGUUACCACAUGAUUUUGGCAUGUCUUCCGAGCUACGUGGUGCCACUCCUAUGCUCAAUCUUCCUCAGGCAAUCCCGAUGGCAGACGACAAAGAAAUUUGGGUUUCAUUCCCAAGAACGAGAAUAUCAGAUUGCGGGUGUUCUGAAACAAUGUACAGGCCAAUGUUAAUGCUUUUUGUUAGAGAAGGAACAAACUUUUUUGCUGAGCUUCUCUCCUCUUCUAUUGAUUUUGGUUUGGAGGUUAUACCGUAUACCGGAGACGGAUUACCAUGCAGUUCAGGCCAGUCUGUUUUAAUUCCCAAUAGUAUUGAUAACUGGGAGGUUACGGGUAGCAAUGGAGAAGAUAUUUUGUCAUUGACAUUUAGUGAGGCGGAUAAAAGUACCUCUGUGGUUCACAUCAGAGGAUUAUACAAAUACCUGUCUGAAUUGGACGGUUAUGGAGGUCCAGAAGCGGAAGAUGAACACAAUUUUCAACGUAUCCUUAGUGAUUUGCAUUUUGACGGUAAGAAAACGAUAGAAAACUUCAAAAAAGUACAAUCAUGUGCAUUGGAUGCUGCCAAAGCCUAUUGUAAAGAAUAUGGUGUCACUCGUGGGGAGGAAGAUAGACUAAAGAACAAAGAGAAGGAAAGGAAAAUAGAAGAAAAAAGAAAGAAGGAGGAAGAGAGGAAGAAGAAGGAAGAGGAAAAGAAGAAGAAGGAAGAAGAGGAAAAGAAGAAAAAGGAAGAGGAAGAGGAAGAGGAAAAGAGGCUUAAAGAAUUGAAAAAGAAGCUUAAAGAACUACAAGAAGAGCUUGAAAAGCAGAAAGAUGAAGUGAAGGAUACAAAGGCGAAGUAG
This is a messenger RNA of Komagataella phaffii GS115, 1785 nucleotides long. RefSeq lists its product as uncharacterized. Bases 1 to 1785 code for a protein of 594 amino acids. Lineage: Eukaryota; Fungi; Ascomycota; Pichiomycetes; Pichiales; Pichiaceae. Gene Ontology annotation, molecular function: mannosyltransferase activity. The record is from RefSeq and is a predicted model, not a curated record. The transcript has a single exon.